This is a messenger RNA of Musca domestica (house fly), 886 nucleotides long. RefSeq lists its product as uncharacterized. Bases 356 to 847 code for a protein of 163 amino acids. The record is from RefSeq and is a predicted model, not a curated record. The transcript is spliced from 2 exons. NCBI's taxonomy places the organism in Eukaryota, Metazoa, Arthropoda, Insecta, Diptera, Muscidae.
UCACCAAGCAAACACUGCCGAUCGCUGCUGUAACUAUGUGUGGUGUGUGCGCGGCAAGAGGGAUGGAAACUGUUGCUGAGACGUUUAUUUCUUUUCUAUUGUCCAUGCACCAAAAAAUGCCAACAACAACACACAAAGAGCUGUUUGGAUGUUUUUUUGUUGCUGAGACGUUGCUUCUUACUAAUGUUCAUGCAUACAUACAUACAUGCGUUUUUCGCAUACACACCGAUUUGCUUGAUGAGAACAAAAGAGCGUAACAUUUGCGCGUGUCUCAUGUUGGCAUUCUGGUUGUGUUCUUUUUUUAUUCUUUUUAUUUGUUUUGUGCCUUCGCGUCGUGUCACAAGUGUUGUAAUAAAUGUUGAUACCAACUGUUUUGGGGGAAGACAAAUUAUUUGUCGAAGCGCCGGAGCCUUUAAAUCUACAAAGCUUUAUAAAAGCAGCCAAAUUAGAGUUAAAAAUUGAUGCCUCAAGAAAAAUAACAGCCUUAGUGUUUGGUGCAACCAUUAAAGAAGACCAGUUUGAAAAAGUAAUUCAUCAAUAUAUGUCAACACCUACUUUUCAUAUUGAGUUGCAAUUUGGAGACUCCGUUCGAUCAGUGGCAUCAGCAUCGACAGUUAGUGGCACUCUAUCGGAGUGUGAAUCCGUAGGUGGUUUUGGGGAUCUUACCCCAAAAACAAAUGUUAUUUCAACUUUAAAGACUGACAUAGAGUCCAUCAAGUCAAUUCCGGCUGUCAACAAAAUAUGGAGAAUUUUUAUUGCCGAAAAACGCCUGCAAAAUAAAGUUAGGGUGAAUAUUUCGAAGGCCCUUAUUGACGAAUGUCUAAAAGAAGACCCUAACAGAUUGUAAGUAUUUUACUUUAUUGAAAAAAUAGUGAUUGUAAUAAAA